This is a messenger RNA of Girardinichthys multiradiatus, 3038 nucleotides long. RefSeq names its product germ cell-specific gene 1-like protein. Bases 977 to 2035 code for a protein of 352 amino acids. The record is from RefSeq and is a predicted model, not a curated record. Gene Ontology annotation, cellular component: plasma membrane. Lineage: Eukaryota; Metazoa; Chordata; Actinopteri; Cyprinodontiformes; Goodeidae. The transcript is spliced from 7 exons.
GGAGGAUUUAAGUUGAAAUUCCUAAGGAGCUUUUUUGAUCAAAAACUCUUUAACGAGAAGACUCCAAGAAGUGACGGAUUAAGAUUUUUCUUUUUUAAGCCGAGAUUUUUGCAUCAAGUAGUCAAAAAGAAUUUGGGGGCUGUGGGUUGACAGGGAGGCCCUGCUUGAAAGACAACGUGGUCAAACUGUACCUCACACUAAAAUACAACUAACACAGAGAGAUUAAAGCAGAUUUUCAGGGAUUAUCAGGGGAAAAAGGCAUUUAAAUCUGUGGCUUGUACAUAGUCACAUAAAAAAUAUAUUUUAUUAUGUGUCCCUGGUGUCUGGUCCAAAAAGUCCAGCUGGAGCCACCUCAGGAGGCAUAAUGACAUUAGUGAGGGUCAAGUGACUUUGUAAAACCUUCCUUUAAACCAGUAAAGGAGAUUUGAGCUGAGAUAGUGCCUGAAAGAGCAUUCAUCAAGGAUAGAUGUUGCCAUAUGGUGUUUAGGUUUCUUGACCGAUAAAGCAGCCUACUUAGUUAGCAGAAUGUAUUGCAUAAUAUUAAAUACCCCUUUGCCUUUCUGAUGCUGCCCAGUCACUGAUUUAAUACCAGCACAGACAGAUUUUAAGGUCAGGGGAUUUUUGGACAUAUCAGUCCCCCCCCCCAAAAAAAAACUGUCUUUUACAUAUGCAUCACCCUCAGAGCAUCUUCUCCAGCUGCCACCUACGUUUUUAUCUUCAUCUUCUGUUUUAAAAUCGUAGAUGUUACUACCUAGCUCUGUUGGGUGUGUUUAUUCACCUAUUACAUCAGAUUUAUCAUUGCUUCCCGUGUAAAACUAGCACAUAAAGCCUUAAAAUCCAUACCAAAGCAUCUGACCAACUUGUCCAAACGAUUUGUUGCUCCGGUUAUUUCUUCUCUCCUGCUUACCUUAAAUCCCUGUGUGUGUCCACUUUCCAUUGUCCCACCACCCCAGCCUUCCUCCUCCGUUUCGUGGCCAUGCUCGAGCAUCUGUCUCGCCGCUCUCGAUCCAUGCUCUCCCUGACAUUGACCUCUUUGGCUCUGACCCUCUCCAUCCUGGCUCUCUGCACCUCCUACUGGUGUGAGGGCACUCACAAGGUGGUCAAGCCUCUCUGCCUGUCACCUGUCAAAAUGAAGAACUGUGGUCAGAACAACAGUGAGCCUUACACAACAGAGAGCCCCACACAAAACCCUUUCAACCACACACUGUCUCCAGCCAGAAGAGAAGAGCUGGACAAGAUCAGACAAAGGCAGCUGGCUAAUGCUGUACACUACAUCUGGGAGACAGGGGAGGACAAGUUUGCCUUCAGAUACUUCCAUACCGGCUUCUGGGAAAGCUGUGAGAAGCAGAAUGAUGGGGAGGUAUGUCGCAGCUUCAUCGACUUAACUCCAGGGGAAACACAAGGUGUGCUUUGGCUGUCGGUUAUUUCUGAGUUUACAUAUAUUGGCCUGCUGGGGAUGGGCUUCUUACUGAUGUGCCUGGAAGUCAUGUGCUCCCAUAAAGAGAUGCACGCACUAAAAAUCAAUGCCUUCGCAGCUAUUUGUACUGUGCUAUCAGGUCUUCUUGGGAUGGUAGCACAUAUGAUGUUCACCACAGUAUUUCAGAUGACAGUCAUUGUGGGCCCUAAAGACUGGAGGCCUCAGUCCUGGGACUACGGCUGGUCAUUUGCCCUUGCCUGGGUAUCCUUUAGUUGCUGCAUGGGGGCUGCUGUUGUCACCCUCAACUCAUACACGAAGACCAUCAUUGAGAUCCGUCGCAGGCAGAGACUCCGCUUGGAUGAAGCGAGAGCUGCAGCUCAGGCUCCAUCCUACGAUGAGGUGGUUCGAGGAGCAGGGCUGUACUCCGUCAGUGGCCUGCUGCACUGUCAGGACGGGAUGAUUGACGUGGCGUGGGCCCCAAAUGGCAGGAUGGUGGGAAAUGGAGACGUACCGACGCUGGUUUUAGUGGGAGGCUGUGGCCCAGAGGGGUGUGAGGACUGUGAGCGAGAGAGGGACGAGAUGGAGGUGGCCAUGGAUCGAAUUGAUUCACCUUGUUAGGAGAACCAGUUAUGCACAUAAACUAAAAGGGCUAAAUUAACACAGCAUCAUUGAUAAGAGUGCUUGUUUGUUUUGAUUUUUUUUUCCUUGGAACACACUUAUCUGAGUCAAAGGUUGAUCAAAUUGCUAAACACAAGUGGACGGCGGUUGUUAAAUCAAGCCAGUGACAGAUUUAAAACAGAGAAGACAUGCCUCCAAGAGAUGCUCAAUAAGAUGGUUAAUAAACAAAGCUAAGCUGUGCUGCUAUAGAGGCAAGAACUGUAAAAGGUGAUGAGCGCCGCUCUGUUAAAACGUAUCAAAAUGUGAAGACUGAUGCAUGCAUAGGUCAGACUUGCAUGCAAAGCUGCAUGUUUUACGCUUCUGUGCCUAAUGAUAGCAAAGCAAAUGUAUGUUUCUACAUGUAAAUAUAAAAAUGCUUACCUUAUUUUUUUGUUUAUACCUUCAAGGCAUCAAUUUAUGUCACAUAUUUGUCAGUCUAAUAUAGAAUAUCUAAUAACUAAUCAGAAUUGGACAUUAAAGGUGUUUCUUUUUUUUUCCAACAUCUGAUUUGUCAAAUGACAAACCUAUGCUAAACGAUGAACCUUUAAAAUACAGUGUAUGUGUGAAGACGAGCAGACAGACCCACAGAGAUAAAAAGAUUACAGAGAUUUUGGAAAAGUCUGCUCUCAUGUUGAACAGAAGAUUAUGUGUAAACCAUUAAUCCUGAGUUGGACAGAGUGGAGGAGGAGCAGAGGAGACAUGCUGAAGGGACAGAGAAGAGUGAGUUGUCGGGGGUCAGAAUGAAAGUUGGAACGAAAUUCUGGCAUAUUCUUCAAACAGAGACUGACUGCAUGCACCUUAGCCUCAGCUUCACCAUACCAUUAUUACAGGUUUAUGGAUGUAUUUUUAAUACUUACUGAGUUUAACAAAAUAUUAUAUAGGCAUUAAUUCACAACGCUAGAUAAAAUGGCCUAAAUAUACCUUCAGUAUCUGUAGGUUACACUUUUGAGAUAAUCCAGGAUUU